Molecule: messenger RNA, 2601 nt
Organism: Chiroxiphia lanceolata (lance-tailed manakin)
Lineage: Eukaryota; Metazoa; Chordata; Aves; Passeriformes; Pipridae
Product: F-box/WD repeat-containing protein 7-like
Exons: 13
Coding region: 397-2433 (678 amino acids)
Biological process (GO): proteasome-mediated ubiquitin-dependent protein catabolic process; ubiquitin recycling
Cellular component (GO): nucleus; cytoplasm
Molecular function (GO): ubiquitin binding
Source: RefSeq, a predicted model, not a curated record
AUCUGGGUUCGCCUCAGGGGUUGGAUCGGGAUCCCCGCGGGGCCGGGCGAGCGCAGAUGCCCCCCGAGCGGCCUCGGUGCCGCCGUCCCUGCUGCCGGCUCCGGGGAACGCGGGUUCCGGCGGGGCGGGCACCGCGCCCCGACGGCCUCCGAGCGCCGUCACCGGCGCUUAUGGGGCGGGAAGUGCUUGCGGGGGGACCCCGCGGCGACCGGUGACACGGACAGGAGCGGCACGGACGGGCGGGUCAGCGCCAGCCCUGCCACGGGGACAGCGCCGGGGGCGCUCGGCUUGUUUUGGGCUGGGAAAGGGGAGGAGCUGAAGGGCUUCACCUGCCUGGAUGACCUGCUGCACGUCAAGGGCAUCACCACACGCAUCCUGGAGCUCAACAGCCAGCGCAUGACGUGCCGGCGGCGCCCCGGCCCCGAGGGGGCCCCACGGGCCAGCCCCGCCCAGCCAGGGGACAGUGGGGACAGCAGGGUGCCCGCGGCACAGGCUGUGGCCCAGGAGGAGGAGGACGAGGAGGAGGAGGAAGCGCCAGGGCCCUGGGAGUCGGAGCGCCCUGGGAAGGGCAGCCCCGGGUCCGGAGCAGAGCCUGAUGGAUCUGGGGGGCGAGGAGUGCAGGAGCCCCCCAGCUCUGCUGGGGAGCAGGAGGAGGAAGAGGAAGAAGAGGAGGAGGAAGAGGAAGGGAGCUGCUGCAGCGAGGAGGGGGAGGACGGCAGCAACGUGUACCUGUACUACACUCUGGGGGAGCGCUGGAUUGACUACCUGCAGCGCACAGGGGACCGGGGGCUGCUGCGGCACCUGCGCCCCAAGAUGAAGCGGAAGUCAGAGAACGGCCCGGAUGGCCGGGCCCUGUCCCCUGGGAAGAAGCUGUGCAAGGGCUCUGAGUAUGGCAGGACACUGGGUCCCUGCACGCCCAGCCCCACCACCACCUUCGGGGACCUGCGCAAUGCCAAGGCGGGGCAGGCCCGGCGCCGCCGCAUCCCCUCGGUGGCUCCCCCACCUGAGCUGCAGGAUUGGCUCCGCACCUUUCAGCGCUGGAGCGGCCCCGAGAAGCUGCUGGCCCUGGACGAGCUCAUUGAUCGCUGCGAGCCGGCACAGAUCAAGUACAUGAUGCAGGUCAUCGAGCCUCAGUUCCAGCGGGACUUCAUCUCUCUGCUGCCCAAGGAGCUGGCCUUGUAUGUCCUGUCCUUCCUGGAGCCGCGGGACCUGCUCCGCGCUGCCCAGACCUGCCGCUACUGGAGAGUCCUGGCUGAGGACAACCUGCUCUGGAGGGAGAAGUGCCGCGAGGAAGGGAUCGAGGAGCCCUUGCACCUGCGGAAGCGGCGCCUGCUGAGCCCCGGGUUCAUGUACAGCCCCUGGAAAUUCGCCUUCCUGCGCCAGCACCGCAUCGACAUGAACUGGCGCAGUGGGGAGCUGCGGCCUCCCAAGGUGCUGAAAGGCCACGACGACCACGUGAUCACGUGCCUUCAGUUCUGCGGGAACCGCAUCGUCAGCGGCUCUGAUGACAACACGCUCAAGGUGUGGUCGGCUGUCACCGGGGAGUGUGUGCAGACACUAGUGGGCCACACGGGGGGCGUGUGGUCCUCCCAGAUGAGGGACAGCAUCGUCAUCAGCGGCUCCACGGACCGCACGCUCAAGGUGUGGAAUGCGGACAGUGGCGAGUGCGUGCACACGCUGUAUGGACACACCUCCACCGUGCGUUGCAUGCACCUGCACGGCAACAGGGUGGUGAGUGGCUCCCGGGAUGCCACGCUGCGGCUCUGGGACAUCGAGACGGGGCAGUGCCUGCACGUGUUGAUGGGGCACGUGGCGGCCGUGCGCUGUGUCCAGUACGAUGGCAACAAGGUGGUCAGUGGCGCCUACGACUACACGGUCAAGGUGUGGGACCCCGAGAGCGAGAGCUGCACCCACACCCUGCAGGGGCACACCAACCGCGUUUACUCCCUGCAGUUUGAUGGGACGCACAUUGUGAGCGGGUCCCUAGACACGUCGAUCCGCGUGUGGGACGUGGAGAGUGGGAACUGCCUGCACACCCUCAUGGGGCACCAGUCCCUCACUAGUGGGAUGGAGCUGCGCGACAACAUCCUCGUGUCUGGCAACGCCGACUCCACCGUCAAGAUCUGGGACAUCAAGACGGGGCAGUGCCUGCAGACACUGCAGGGUCCCAGUAAGCACCAGAGUGCUGUGACCUGCCUGCAGUUCAGCUCCAAGUUCGUGGUGACCAGCUCUGACGAUGGGACGGUGAAGCUGUGGGACCUGAAGACGGGGGAAUUUGUGCGGAACCUGGUGGCCCUGGAGAGCGGGGGCUCUGGGGGCGUCGUGUGGCGCAUCCGUGCCUCCAACACAAAGCUGGUGUGCGCCGUGGGCAGCCGCAAUGGCACCGAGGAGACCAAGCUGCUGGUGCUGGACUUUGACGUGGACCUCAAGUGACCCCGGCCAGCCCGGGGGUCCCGCGGGAGGGGUGGCUCCGGCGCAGGCGCUGGCCCCCGCGGGCAGGACAGGGGGGCGCCCGGCCGGGCCUUAUUUAUAUGUGUGGGAGCGCCCGGCCGGGCCGCAGGAGCAUGUUUUAUACAUGGAAUAUAUUGAUUUAUUUCUGUA